AUGAAAAAGCCGGUGACAGUGCGCCUGCCAUUCUCGACAGAAUUAGAGGAAUCAUACGUAGUGAAACAGGGUGCUGAGUUAAAUUUGACGUGUGUUCCAGUGGAAUCGCCAAAUGUGACUGUGGAAUGGACCAGGAGCAAUGGAAGAUCUCUUGAUGACCUAGUUUUCCCAAAUGACACGAAUAUCCUUCAACUGAGAGAUAUCCAAAAGUCGGAAAAUUACUCGUGUUUGGCAGAGAGUAUAUUGUAUGGUCAUGUGAAUCGGACGAAAAUAAUCAUAGUCCAGGACUUUCCCAUUGCACCAGAGAACUUGAAUGUCAGUAAGGUGACAGGGUCCUCGCUGAGACUUGAUUGGUCCUACCCGACGUCCUACUUAGAGUGGAUUGGUGCUGGUGUCCAGCAUUUCACGAUCCGUAUCUACCCACGGAUUUUGGGAAACCCGCAUUUUGAGAUCUCCGGCAUCACUGAACGUCAUCACACCUUUCAACAGCUGAAUCAUAGUUUGGAGUAUAUGUUCUGUGUUCGAGCUGUGAAUCUCAUUGGAAACGGUUCUCUGUCCAAGUGUUCCAAUGCCAAAACCAAAGGACCA
Darwinula stevensoni is the source of this 588-nucleotide messenger RNA. The record is from the annotation of a GenBank genome assembly. Lineage: Eukaryota; Metazoa; Arthropoda; Ostracoda; Podocopida; Darwinulidae.